This is a messenger RNA of Cyprinodon tularosa, 11829 nucleotides long. RefSeq names its product microtubule-associated protein futsch-like. Gene Ontology annotation, biological process: mitotic sister chromatid cohesion. Lineage: Eukaryota; Metazoa; Chordata; Actinopteri; Cyprinodontiformes; Cyprinodontidae. The coding region runs from base 89 to 10912 and encodes 3607 amino acids. The transcript is spliced from 10 exons. Gene Ontology annotation, molecular function: protein-lysine-acetyltransferase activity. Gene Ontology annotation, cellular component: chromatin; nucleus. The record is from RefSeq and is a predicted model, not a curated record.
CACCCGAUCCUGUCCACAGUUCAGUGCCUGAAAGUUGACUCUUAUCUUGGAAUGUGAAACUGUCCCACAGGAUGAUGCUGUCAUCACCAUGUCUAAAAGAAUGCCGGCCUCAAAGAGAGAAUCGUCUCCUCAUGAACCACAGUCGAAGAUGAGAAAGGUGGAAGAGGAUGGCGAAGAAUUACAAUCAAAAACUGGACCAACUACCAACGCUCUACAGACAAGAGUAGAGCAAGAAAAGACAGGAACCCCACGGGCUAAGAAAAAAAGGUCUUCCUCUGUUGAAGAUGGAAAUGAAUUAUUGAAACCGAGUUCUCCUUCUAGUGAUUCCAUUGCGACCCCCUCAGACCCCCCUCUUAAAAAAGCCAAGCUUCUGAAAGCCACAAGUGCCUCCUGCGGAGAAGUACUCUCCCAAAGAGAAAACUCCAAAGGUUCCCUGAAGCGGAGCACCUCCACAGAGUCUGAUGAGGAGCCGAGCAGCGACAGGAGUAAGGUAGACUUCUUCGGGGAGCGGGAGGAUGUUGACAAGACCUGUUGCAUCAAAAAAUAUUCCAACAAAGCUAAGCGUACAGUAGAGGAAGGUUCUUUUGAUCCACCGGACACUAGCCACGAUUCAUCAUCUCCACCACCAGAUUCUGUACAGAUUGAGCACAACUAUGGGAGAUACUCCGAAUCUGAAUCUUCUAAAAGCCUGUUUGACACCGAUGAGAAAAAAGAAACUUCAGUUGAAGCACUUCAGAGAGCAUCGACAGAUGUCUUGACAUCUGAAACAGGCAGGUUGGACUCAACAACUGAAGAAAUGCAGCAGUUGGAAUUAAAACACCAACAUCAUGAAACCUCUUUGACGGAAACAGUAGGUCGUGCUGUCUCUGAGGAUGAGGAAAAGAGAGAUAAAGUUCGGUCUGCUGAAAUCCCAAAGGGCCAAAAUAAUGAAACGCUAUCUUCAUCAGAGGAAACAUUAGGUUCAUUUCCCGGAGAUGUGAUUUCAAGUUCUGGACAUGAAAAUCUUGAACCAAGAAGGACUGAUUCAUCACACCGAUUAGAAGAUCACACUCACCAUACCCAAACAUCAGUGGGGUUAAAAGAGUCAGAAACAAGAUCACUCAUUGAAACCAAUUUCUCGUCAUCACAAGUGGAAAUCUGUAGUCCAGCAGCUGAGGAAAUGGUAACAAAAGCAGAAUCCUUUGCUGUUUCAGAGACUCGUUUAAAAAAGGAGUCAAAUCCUGUAGCGAAUAAACACAAUUUUCCAGUAAGAGAUGAUUGUUUGGGGGAGGACUUAAACAAAACGAAUGAAAACUCUGAAGAAAAACUCAAAGAAAGCAGUGGAGAAAAAAUUGACAUCCAGUAUCCCCAAAGUGUUACUGAUUCUGACAUUUCUGUAAAAGAACAACAGAAUCAUAGCUUUGUUAUCCAAGGGACUCAGUCUGAUAUUCAGAAUACUUUAGUUAAAAAUGAAACAGAGGAGCUUUCUGAAAAUAUAGUUCCAGCAACUCAAAUAACAUCUGGAGAGGAUAUUCAUAGUCAGGAGAAUCACACUGUUCAAGAAAGCAUGUUUCAAAUGGAUUCUUCAAACAGAGACAAAAAUAACAUUACGAUCCUUCAUCAAGCUGUUGUACCAAAGAUCAAAGAUGAAGAGAUUUUACUGGCUUCAAAUCCAAGUGCUACAAUUGUUUCACAAAUCCAGGAUUCUACUGCCAACCUGUCCACAAACUUUCAAAGUGAGGAAAAUGUUAAAAUCGUGGCAAACAAAGAGACUUUCAGUGAAGCCGAAGGCGGAAGUAAAACAGAAAUACAGAUUGGAAUUACAUCUGAGAUCUUAAAUCCUGAUCCUCCAGAGGAAAUGCAAAAGCUGGAGUUACAUGUCAGGGAAUCCCCCACACUUGUCUCUAUUCAAAUCCAUCAUCAUGUAAAGGAUGGUGAUUCUGAAAAUAUGGAAACUCCUGGAGGUGGUGAAAAAAAUCAGGGUCAAAGUGGGAUGGAAACACGGCCUGUUGCAACAUCUGAACUUUUCAAACAGGAAUCAGACGUUCAGCAGGACAGUGAAUGUACCACAGCAGUACUUGAUGAAAGUGGAAAGGAUUCAAACUCAACAAAAUCUGCAGAGGGUUUUUCUGCAAUGGCUGAGAAUCUACCAGAAGUGGAUAUACAGACCUUAAAUGUAUCUAAACAGGGCUCUGACAGGACUCUGAUGGAAGAAUCACACAGCCCAAUCAAACAUUUGGUUAGUGAACCCUCCACAGACACUCCUGAUGAAGCUCAGAGAGAUCUGGAGAAAGCAAAUUGCGCAGGUGGGACUCUGAUUGAAGUCCUAGGAAAAAAUACAGCUAUGUCAGAGCCUGAGUUAGCCAAGGCUACUACAGAAGAAACUGAACCACAGCUGUCUGAUAAACUGACCAGUGAUAGACUCAAUGAAGCAAAGACUACAAACGAUCCUGCUCCAACUCAAAUACAAGAUGUAGAAGCUGCGGGCUCCAUGGAAGAGAUCUCUAAUAUUGCAAGUGUUGAAGAAAGGCAAAGGCAGUUGUUUAUUGAACCCAUAACUGAGAUAGGUGAUGAAGCUUACAGAGAUCAGGGUGGCCUGGGUGCUGAUCAGACUCAAAUCAAUGUUAAUACAUUCUCAGAAACACCAGAGGAGGUGCCUAAGAUUGCUGCUAAACAAGAAAUGCAAACCCAGUCUGUCAGGGAACGUACAACCGACAUGCCUGAAGAAAUUCACAAAGAUCACCAUGGUCAAACGGGGACCAUUGAGACUCACAUCCAAGUUGAUGCCUCAUCAGAAAAGACCCCAUUUACUGAAGAAAUGCAAACCCAACAGGUCACGGGACCUAUCAAUCAGGAAAAAGAUAAUGUGAAUCUGGAAAAUGCUAAUUGUAGGAUUAGUGUAGACCUUGCUGCUGCUGAGAGUCACAGAACAGACAACACGGAGGUUUUAGCAUCAUCCCAGACAGGUUUUACUUUUACUUCUAUUGAAAUGGAAACCCAGAUGGUGAAUGAAACACCUACGGACAUACCUAAGGAAGCAAUGGAGGAGCUAAGUAACAUGAGUGGUGCAUCUCAGGGUCAAAUGGAAGAUGGUUUAGAAGCUUCAGGCUCCAAAGAUGGGGUCUGCAAUGUAAGUGUUGCAGAAAUGGAAAACCAGUUGUUUACUGAGAUACCUAUAGAAGCUUAUAGAGAUCAGGGUGGUCCAUGUGUCACUCAGGCUCAAAUCGCUGUUAAUGAGCUCUCUUUUACAAAGUCUGAGGAAGUGUCUAAUAUUGCUCCUAUAGAAGAAAUUCAAAACCAGUCAGUUAGGGAAAGUUUCAUAGAAAUACCUGCAAAAAGUCCCAAAGAUCAGGAUGGUCCCAAUGGGACUGCUAAGAUGCAAAGCCAAGUUGAUUCCCCAUCUGAGGAGACUGUGCUUUUUAAAGAAAUGCAAGCCCAUCUGAUCAGUGAGCCUACUAUUGAUGACAAAGCUCAUGAAAAUCUGAAAAAUGCUCAUUGUGGGAUCAGUAUACAUGCUGCUUCUGAGAGUGACAGAGAAGGCGGUACAGAAGCUUUAGCAACAUCCCAUACCGUCUCUACUGUUAUAGAAGAAAUGGAAACACAAGCAGUGAAUGAACAACUUAUAGAAGCACCUAUUGAAGCAGAGAAAAGCCUGGAGACUGAGCAAUAUGCAGCUCAGACUGAAGUUGAGGUCACAUCUGAAAAAAUCCCUAACGAUGCACGUGUAGAAGAAACACAAACCCAGGAUAAACCAAACAUUGAUGUAUCCAAUGAAAUUCAUAAUCAUUUGGGAAAUGCAGAUUCCAGAAGCAGUGAAAAUGUGGCAUGUGUUUCUACUCAGGCUAAAUUAGAGGCUGCUGAAGAAAUUGUUGCCGCACCAAAUGAGGGUUCUACAGAUGUACAUAUAGAAGGAAUUCAAAGACAACUAGUAAGUGAAACUACCAGUGACAUCAGCUACAUGGUACAUGAAGAUGUGGAUACAAACUUUGCUGCUCAGACUCUAGUUGAAGUUCAGGCUAUGUCAAAGAAAGUAACCAACGUUUCACCUGUUGAAGAAAUGCAAACUCAGCUGGUCAGUAAAUGCAUCAUUAGCAUUCAAGAUGAAGCUAAUGAAAAUCUGGAAAAUCCAAAUUCUGCAGCUGAAGAGGAUGUUCAAUGUGGUUCUACUGCUGGUCAGAGUCGAAUACAACCUGAUGGGGAAGUUUUAUGCACAUCAGUGAAUAUCUCUAUAUCAUCUUCUGUAGAAGAAAUGCAAACACAGCCGGUCUUUGAAACCACCACUGGCAUACCCUGUGAACCAAAUGAAUAUCAAGGAAAUUUGAGUCAUGAGAGCAUUUUAGAUUUUAAAUGUAUUUCUGCUGCUGAACAGAGUGAACUGCACGCUGAUAGAAAGGUUGCUUCUAACUGUCCUCUAACAGAAGAAAUCCAAACCCAGCUGGUAAGUGAACCUGACAAAACACAAAAAGAAGUUGCAGAGACUUCAGAAAUGCCGGCACAGCUGGUUAGUGAACCUGCCACUUCUCUACCCCCCAGAGCACAGAUAGAUUUUGGGGAUAUAAAAUGUGCAGUUGAGACCCAAGUAGGAGUUGAUGUAACCUCAGAGAAGAGGUCAAACAUUGGAUCUUUUGAGGAAAUGCAAACCCAAUUGGUGAGUGAACCAUUUGUUGGAACACUCAACGAAGCACAUCAAGUUCAUAAAACUUUAGGUCACCCAAACAGCUUAGAUGUUACAUAUGGUCCUAAUACUGUUCAAAACAUAGCAGAACCUGAUGGAGAAGUUUUAGUCCCAUCUAGCAAGGUAUCUGACCUUUCUCAUAUAGAAAAAAUGCAAAUGCAGACUGUUUAUGAACCUACCACUGAGAUAUCCAGCGAAGCUCCAGAGAUUGCAACUUGUUCUGCUCUUUUGGCUGAGGCUGCAGACUCGACCAGGGAGGUCUGCACCAUUGCUCUUAGAGAUGAAAUUCAAAGCCAGACGAUAUUGGAACCUAACCCAGAGAUAGCAAUUCAACAUCUGAUUGAAAAUGAAAACAAAGUAAAAGUGGAAUUCAUGACGGCAACAAAGAGACAAAUUGAAGUAGACACAACAGUAACAAAAGAGAGUCCAGUUUCACCCUCGCCAUCGGAUACCAAUAAAGACCAAACAGAAUUUGUCAUGGAGACACCAGAGAAUUGUUCCCACAUUGGUUCUGUAGUCGAACCACUCAGUGAGGAAAACCACAAUCUCAGUGAACAAACAGCUGGAGAAGACUUUGAUGCACAUGAUGCUAUGAUGAUUGAAACUGAUCAAAAUGUUAAGAAAGAAGAGAAUGGUUGUAAAGAACAUCUGAGCGUGCAAGACGAUACAGUCCAAUCUGAAAUCCAGCUCAUAUCUGCUCCAGAGGAUUUUACAGAAACACCUUUGGUGGAAAUGCAGAGAGAGAAAAGCAAAAACGUAAUUGAGAUUCUGAAUACAGUCUCCCCUGCUGUUGAAAUACAAAACCAAAUGUGGAAGGACAAAAAUACAGAUUCCACGCCUGUAACUGUUACGGAUAAUGAAAUGGAUACAAUCUCUGAUUCUUUACCCAAAACCUUCACUCCACCAUCUGCUAGUGAAACAAACAAACAAAUCCAGCUUAUGAUUGAUGCAACAGAAUCUGAAAGCAACACAAAUAAAGGCAAUCAAGAUGAGACCGAAACUGUCAAACGUAUUUUCAUAGAUGGCAAUCCAGUUGAAAUGGUAAAGCAUACAACACAGCCUCUAGAGGAGAUGUUUCAACCAACAACUAUUAUUGAUACAAAAACCCAGAAGAGCCUUGAUGCAAGUGAAACUGCUCAAGACUCUAACAUGUGUGAUGAAAACCUGAGCAAGACUUUUGAAGAACCCGUUGGCAUUGAGGGGAAUCUAACCCAAACAGAAUUGCAAACACCCACAUCUCUUGAGGAUAUUUCUAAUGCAGCGGCUAAAGUACAAACAGAGAACCAGAAAGCUCAACAAGACAUUGGAUUGUCUUUUUUACCAGCUACUCCUGAAACAAACAACCAGAGGGGCCUUGAAGUAACUGAGGUGGCCAAAAGGGUCAAAGAUGGCGAAAAAAAGGCUGUCGAAGAUUACAGUGGUAUUGUUGACAAUCCAGUGGAAAUGCAAGCAGUACCUCGUGAAGAGAUUUUUCAACAAACCUCUAAAGGAAAAACCGAAAACCAGAAAUGUAUUGAUGUUACGAAUCCUGUCACUCUCAUAUCUGAAAAUAUCCCAGAGAGUUUCAGAAUUCCCACAAAUGAGUGUGAGGAAAAUGAAAACUGGGUAUCUGAAGAAUAUGUCGGCAUUUCUAAGAGUCCAGAUGAAAUGAAAAUUCAAACACCAGCAGAGAAAAUAUGUGAUGAAAAUAAUAAGAAUGUAAUUGAGAGCCUUAGGUCAAUUGCUCCAGAAGAACAAGAAAUGCAGACUACAGAGGGGCCAGAGGAGAUAUCGCCAUCAACUGUUACUGAACAAAGACAUAGCUGGAGUAGUCAGGAAGUCCCUGAACUCACCUCAGACACUAGGAGUUUAGUUUCCUCGCUACCACCUGAGGCAGAACUCCAGCAGAGCCUUAAUGCCGAUGAGGAAAAUGAUGAUAGGGUUUUUAGAGAAAAUCUUGCUAUUUCUGAGACUCCAGAAGAAAUGGAGAAAAAUUCUCAGGUACCGGAAGGGAAUUAUCACCAAUCAUUUAUAGAAAACACCCAAAGCCAGAGAGUUCAGGUCAGUGAACUCUCUCAAGAUACCAAAGCAGGGGAUGACACUAUUCCUGCUGAGAGUGAACAAAGCAUUAUAUGUGUAAAUGGUCAAAUCAGUAGACCUUUCUAUGCAUCAGAAACCCCCAGUGAGACUUAUUUUCAGGAAUCGGAUGUUCAUCUUCAACAGCAACGAAACAAGGAGGCUGACAAAGAGUGUAAAGAGGAAAACAAGGUCACCUCUUUAUGUGAGAAUGUUCAAGAGGCUGAAACUAAAAUGGAAACGUCUGCAGAGACAGUUGAAAUUCCUCCUCUAGCUACUGUGGCAGAACAACGCAACCAUUUGUCGGAAGAAAUCCAUGACACCAAAGAUAUAUCUAAUGAGGAACCACUUCCUGUCUUUAAUUUAGAAAAUAAUGCAAAUGCCAGCAAGUUGGAAGCAAUUGCUGAGGAUGUAGAAACAAGGAGACAGCUAACUGACGAAGCCAUUGUUGAGAGAUCUGUUACUAAUCCUCAAGAAGGAGCUGCGCUUGUUGAUGGUCAACAUGAUGAGUUUGGCAGUAUUAUUCAGGCAUCAGAAGAUGAGAUAAGGACAGUAAAUGAGACAGAGGUCCGGUUUUCUGAUAGCCAGGUAGUCUACGAACCGAUUAGCAGUCCUGAGAGCAACAGUGGUGGGGAAGUUUAUACAAAAAUUGACCUUGGUGAGAGUAUUUCUGUUCUGGACAUACAGAAUACAGAGAGCCCUCUCCUUCUGGGUGCCAAGGGAGACUUUUCAACCCAAGAAGUAAAGGUAGUUGUUCACCCUCAACUGGAGGACAAAGAAGAAAUUACCGUUCCAGACAGUCAGGUUACUGUGGAAAUGGAAGUGCAAACUGUCAGUGAGGCAAAAGGUGCAACACAUGCCCAGUUAGAGCAGAGUAAUGCAACAUCAAACGCUUCAAGUGUUGAUAUCAGCACUACAGAUGGCAAGUCAGAAGAUUCAGCUCACAAAAGUGAAAGAAGUGCCAUUCCUGACUACAGAAGUGAAGAACUCUUAGAGAACUCUAAGCAGGUGCAGGAAGAGGAUGGACUUCAGGGCGCUCCGCCCCAAAGUGAAGUAGAGAUACCAGAUGGUGCAUCUGAAGAGUAUGUAAUACUAGAACCAGUUCCAGUGGGUGAAUUUCACUUAGACAUCUUGACUCAGGCUGCAGCUGAAUCAGGGCUGUCUUCCUCACUCUCUGACAGUGGGUUAGUGGGAAAAGACUCAGAUGAAAGUAUCUUAAAUGUCUCUCAAAAGAGAGGAUUAGAAGAAGCAAAUGAUGGGUUCAAAAACGCUGCUGUAGACCGUUCUGGUGAGGUUUUACCUCAGGACCUUAAAAAUGCUCAAAAUUCGGAACACAAAAAUGCAGAAAUGUCAAACGCUGAGGCUAAGCACUCAGCUGAAGAUGGUAAGGCUGUAGUAUUGGAGAAUGCAGAAGUUAAUUUGGACCUUCAAGAAGUGCAAAUGCUGCAGGACAUCGAAAUUGGUCGAGAGAUUGUUGUGGCCGAGGAGGAUGAUGAAGAGGAUGAUGAUGUAAAAAUAAUAAAGCCUUCCGAACAAGCUACUGAAGACCCUCCAAAAAAGUCUGAAGAGAAGGUAGAGGAUAAAAAUAAAGAGGAAAUCAGCAGUACUUUGAAGGAAAAAGCUAAAACAGAAGAUGAUAAAAAGGGACCAGAGGUGGAGAAACCCAAGAAACAAGAAAUGAAUACGCAAGCGAGAACAAAAGCUCGACUUGCAGCUUUGGCCGAACAGAAGGCCGCAGAGUCCAAGAGAGCUGCGCAACGACAGCAGCUGAACCUCUUAGCCCUUUGUCAAGAAAUUGCAGAAGAUAUCGCCACGGACAGCAUGUUGUUGAAAAGGAUAGAGGAAGAAAAACAAGCAGCGGUAGCAGCAGCCGCUAAAGCUGAAGCUACCAAAAGGGAACAACCAGCAGUUAAUUUGCAAGAUGCAGAACCGGAUAAUGUUGCAACUCCUGCUGGGCUAGAAGCCAGCUCUACUUCGGUGAUACCUGCUCCCGAGUCAUCUGCGCCCCAUCCCUCGUCAACAGACUCGUCUGAAACCAAGCCAGCUGCAGAACCCCCGAAAAGACGCUUCUUCAUAUCACAAGUUUCAGUGCCGCUAAAAGCCCAUGAAAAAAAGAAGCUUACCCGGUAUCAGAGGCUGAGACAGGUUGAGCUGCAGAGGGAAAAAAUGUCUUGGGCUCGCGUAAAGAAACUAAAAUCUGAUCAAGCAAACCAGAUGUUUUCAGACAUUGAUUGGCAAGCUCCUUUUUCUUCCAGCUUUUUAAUGGGUCCAGUAACUACUCCUCCUCCACCAGCAGCAGCCAGUCAGUCCACAUCUUCCCCUGCAAGCCCUGCCCCUGCCAGUAAACCUGCACCACCAAAACCAGAGACGCCCAAGGCUGAGCCGGUCGCAACAGAACCAGCUAAAAUGGAAAACUCUCCAACUCCUUCCCCUGAACCAGAAACUGCCAAAACCAAGCCUUCUAAAAAAGGAGCCGCCAAAGCUCCGCCUGUUAAAGCCGAGACCACUAAGCCUGCUACGCAAACUGUUGAAACCCGAAGGAGCACGAGGCAAAGUAAGGCUCAGGCUUCCCAAGCCGCUGCAGCUGCCACAGUACCUGCUCCAAAAGUAACCAGAUCCACAGCCAAGAGGUCCCUCCCAGCAGUUCCUCCUCCCAUGCCCAAUGGACUUAAAGCUCAAAAACCGAAGCCUGUAGAGUACACGCCGUACAAACCCAGGCCAAAGUACUCUCCAGAUGACUUUGAAUUAGACGAUGACGACAUGUUGCUGGUAGCUCCAAAAAAGCCAAAUCAGCCCAGUCAGCAGCUACGACCUGGCAUCCCCGCUCAGCGCCCCACAACGUCAUUAAAACCCACAGCUUCACCACAGUUACCUAACCAGGCAAAACUUAAAGCUCAAACUGCCCUUCCUGGACAGUCAAAGCCGAGUGCUGCAGCGCAAGCUCAGAUAAAGCCAGCACAAACCAAGCCAACUGUUACAGCCCCACAGUCGAAAGCUACAACUGCAGUGACUUCAAAACUAGCUCCCUCUGUUGGAACUGUUCCUAAAUCCAUCUCUACUGCAGCUCAGUCCAAACCUGCUGCUCCCUCUUCUAUGCUAUCAAAAGCAGCUAGUACAAGUGUAACAAAGUCAAAGCAGCCUGCAACGAGAGGCGUUCAGCUGUCUGAAUCCAAGCAUUCAGUAACUUCAGUGCCUCAGAAAUCCCAAAGUCCCCAAACACAGGAGGAAAACAAACCCAAGGAUGCAGCUGAUUCAUCCUCACCUGUUCCUGCUUCUGCCGUUGCACCUGAGGACAGUGCUAAACUCUCUAAUAGAACUUGUGAAGAAAUACCUAGUGUCAGUACUGCAGAUUCUAUUCCAGGAAGUAACACCGAAUUAGCCAUGACGGAAGAAAAGACAUCGACGGAGCCGUCUAAGAGCGGAGAAGAAAAGCCACCAGAUGGGGCGUCUCCUCAAGAGGGCGACAAAGAGGGCACUGAGAAGGAUGCAGAGCAGAAACACUUCGGCCCAGAUGCCUGCAGCAUAUGUGGGAUGCUCUACUCUCCUGCCAACCCUGAGGAUGAAUCCCAGCAUUUACUGUUUCACAAUCAGUUCAUCAGUGCUGUCAAAUAUGUGGGUUGGAAAAAGGAGAGAAUCAUGGCUGAAUAUCCUGAUGGCAAGAUCAUCCUUGUCCUCCCUGAUGAUCCCAAAUAUGCCCUGAAAAAGGUGGAGGAGAUCCGAGAGAUGGUGGACAAUGACCUCGGCUUCCAACAGGUGGAGACAAAGUGUCCAUCUAAGACUAAAACCUUCCUCUUUAUCUCUAUUGACAAGAAAGUGGCCGGAUGCCUCAUAGCAGAGCACAUUCAAGAGGGGUACAGAGUGAUCGAGGAGGCUCCUCCUAAGGGCUCAGAAGGGGAGAAGGUGAUGUUUGAACGUCAGAGAGCUUGGUGCUGCUCCACCACACCCGAGCCAGCCAUCUGUGGCAUCAGCCGCAUCUGGGUGGUCGGAAUGAUGCGGAGGCGGGCCAUCGCCACGCGUAUGAUCGAGUGCCUAAGGAAUAACUUCAUUUACGGUUCCUACCUGAGUAAAGAUGAGAUUGCGUUCUCAGACCCGACUCCGGAUGGAAAACUCUUUGCCACCCAUUACUUCGGCACAUCUCAGUUUUUAGUUUAUAACUUUGUAAGCGGGACCCGCUCAAUCCAGCCCAAAACUGGCUCAGUAUGACAGCCCCCUGGUAGAGGCGGCCAUGGAUCUGACAUGGAAAUCUUCACAGUGAAUAAAGAGACUUAAAUUACUCCUCUAAGAGCUCGAUCAUUGGACUAAAACUCAGGGUGACAACUUAAACUCUUCCCUGCAUAGUAUUUUGGAAAAUAUAUUUUCUUUAUACUGUUUUUAAACAAGCAGUUGGUUUUAUUAAAAUAAAAUAAAAUGCAUGAUGUGAGAGAGCAAUAGAGUUUAAAGAUCAUAUCAGUUUUUUAUGUUCAGCAAUCUGAAACCUCUUUAAAAGCUGUGAGGAUAGGUGUUAGGAUCUCCUCCUGGACAGGGAAGCCGCGGUUGUCUUUGGAUGGAUUAAGAUUUGAUUCUUUGAGCUGUAGUUUGGAUUCUUCAUGUAUUCCUGUAAGGUUUUAUUUUUCAAACCGAGCCAUAAUGUCUACUUUUUAGACUUGUUCUGUCUGAAUGUUGUCUUCAAGUCUCACCAAGGGUUUUUAUUUUAUUUUAAAUGUGCUCUGUUGAUGCUUACUUGAUUGUUUGUUUCGCUUUAUUCACCUCUCAGCCACACGCCGCCCCCACCAUCCGGCAAAUGGCUUUUUAUUCAGUUAGUGUAGAGAAUCUUCCUUUUAUUCCUUAUUAACAAAUUAAAACUUCUAUUGAAUAAUCAUGUAGAUUUAUGCAUACUAUAACAAGAUUUAUAAUGGAAAAUAAGAACGAUCUUAAAUGUGUAUUUUUUUGUGUUUUUUAAGUUUGCAUAAAGGUCCACGCUACAUAAGGGUUUAGAUCACACUCCGAUUAACCUCAUCAUCCCUUAUUUUCUCCAUCCUUGUUAAAGCAGUCGCCUUUUAGUGGCAUUUUGUGUAAGAAAAUAAAUUGAUUUAUAUGAAUCUCUUAUGUAAAUAUUUAUUUAAAUAAACUGUAAAAUAUUU